This is a messenger RNA of Cheilinus undulatus (humphead wrasse), 2351 nucleotides long. RefSeq lists its product as uncharacterized. The record is from RefSeq and is a predicted model, not a curated record. The transcript is spliced from 11 exons. Bases 66 to 1658 code for a protein of 530 amino acids. Lineage: Eukaryota; Metazoa; Chordata; Actinopteri; Labriformes; Labridae.
CUGCAGAGGACGUCGUUAUCCUCUUAUCUCCUUCAGUAUAAACAUUCCUCAGUAUCCAGCGGUGGAUGUAUCCUUCGCACAUCCUGCAGGAGAAGAUGUCUUCCACUGUCCUACUCACUGCCCUUUUUGCCCUUCCUCUAGCUGUGGGUUGGGUUGUGUUGGGUGAGAGAGAAGAGGCCCAGAGGUUAUGUACUGGGAAAGAAUUCCGUCUGCCUGUGUACUCUACAUCCAGGAUGGUGACUUUUACGCCACACUCAGGGGGAGACAGACGCGUCUUGUUAGAGAAGACCAGUGUGAAGGACCCACGGUUUGAAUGGACGAGAGAUAAAAUGUUAGUCCUGAAAGAAGUGACACAUGAAGACCAGGGACUUUAUUCCAUCAAACUGUCCUCAGGGUUUACCUAUGAGACUGUUCGUCUGACUGUUUCAGAGUGCAUAAAGUCUUACUACAGAAACUAUGGGGACAACUUUGACUACAGCAUCCCUGAAAAUGGCUCCUUACUGGAGUUUUUUCCCAGGGGAGCUCCACCUGAGGCCAUGCCCGUUGUGCUGUGGAACAAAACAGACCCUAUGACCGGCAGCGUGGGCCGAGGGCGGCUGCUGAGGAGCGGGAAGGUCUGGGUGGCAGAGAGAGUUACGCAAGCGGACCAAGGCAACUACACAAUCAGGGAUGACAAAGGGAAGGCCGUGUCCCGCAGCACCCUCACUGUCCGGGGACGCUCCUUCAAUAUCACCCGUUUCACCAAGGAGUCUCUAAACCUGCCCCUCUUUCUUCCUCCUCCUCAUGCCCAUCUCAUUUUUACCCCUACCCGAUACCCUGAUGAAUCCUCCCUGGGUCCCUUUGACCCCAAACCCCCUCGAGGCCCUGUGCAGCUGGUUCGCGAGGGCCAUAUAACAGACUACGACAUGCGCUACAGGGGCCUCAUCUCUCUGGGCAGAAAUGGCAGCACUGAUGAGAUCGUCAUAGCUCGGCUAACUUCAAGGCAUGAUGGAGUCUAUGAAAUCAGAGAUAGAGAUGGAAACCUGGUAUCCUCCACUUCAUUGCAGGUGAUUGAAAAAGGAGGCAGAUGGCGAGCUCUUCUCAAGUCCAUAACCGUCCCUUCCGGCAUGUUUGUGUCCCUGGCUGGUUUUAUCCUCUUCAUGAAGAGAUACCCGAGUUGCAGCCUCUCCCAUUUCAUCGCUGGCCUCAGAUCAAACCGCACACCACCAAACAACCCUCCGAGGGUUAACAUCCAGGACUACAGCCAACCAAGCCCUCAGGCUUCAGGCUUCUACGGCCACUCUCAGCAUCCUGGAACGCCAAGAAAGUGGACCCCGAGAUCCAGUCCCACUCACACUGGCUACAGUCCGGUUAGGGUAGGAACUCCAAGAUCUCAGAACCAGGAAGCAAACAGACUGACACCACAGAGCUCCCCCUGUCAUAAUUCAACCACUGAGCAGGACAGAUCUAACGAGGAAGAGAGAAGGAUUUCAUUUUCAGUGCCAGGGGCAUCAGACUGCCUCCAUUCCUCUGAGGACUGUGUUCAAUUCCAGAUCAAAAAAGAUGGAAACAAAGAAAGAUGGAGCAAAUCACAAGAAUAUUUUUCCACACUGCCACUAGACACGGACACGUCUGAGUCCUGCAGUGUUUACACUUCUGAAAAACUGAACUUCUUAUAAAAAGGAGCUGAACCAAGAAAAGGAAAAGAGAUAAGACAUUGAAAAACUAUGAAGAGGAUCCUCAGGUGGAUAGAACUUGCUGGAAAAGUAAGACCUUGUUUGUGCCUUUGCAUCCUAUCCUAGAUUAAAUGGUUUGGUACCCAUACUGCAUGUCAUUUUAGCAUUAGCAUUCCAGUCUCAUGUUGCAUAUUCUUGACACUGUUGAUGGUGCUCCUGAAAUAUCACUGUUUCCUACCUCCAGACCCUCAGGACCAAUAUUAUCUGCACUGUAUUUUCUGAGUAUGUGUGUUUUUGUCAGCAUAAUAUCAUCUCUUGGGCUACAUAGAAAUAAGAGACGCAAUACAAUCAUGUGCAAAAGGGAAUCCUGUAAUUACUGUACAGUUACAGAGUUUUUUCUCCCUUCAUCUUGUUAACAAUUCUUUACUAGAACAUUGGAUUAUCAUGUUAUAUGUUUGUUCUGCAGUCUCAUGAUUUUGCAAAGAUAUGGUGUAUUAACUCUUCAAGAUAACUGUAGUACUAGUUAUAUAAAAAGUAACAUGUUUCACCAACUAUUGCAAUAGCUAUUAAGCUGUAAACUUUGUGUACAGGAUGGUAAUUUUAGUAUCAACCAAAUAUUCUAGUGACAAAAGAGGUUAAACUGCUUCUUGUGAUAUUUUUGGAAUGGCAAAUGUGUUUGAUCUAACAAUUAAAUGA